Molecule: messenger RNA, 2058 nt
Organism: Pogonomyrmex barbatus (red harvester ant)
Lineage: Eukaryota; Metazoa; Arthropoda; Insecta; Hymenoptera; Formicidae
Product: organic cation transporter protein
Biological process (GO): transmembrane transport
Cellular component (GO): membrane
Molecular function (GO): transmembrane transporter activity
Source: RefSeq, a predicted model, not a curated record
ACUUUUCUUGACUUGCAUCUCCGAGUAUACGAUAGUCGUUACGCUCGAGUCGUCCGUUUCGCACGAUUUGCAGGCGAGAACGCAUUUUCUAAUAUUCGAAUACCAGAACAGUCUAGCGGAACGUCGUAGCGGAUAUUGAUAUGAAGGAAAAAAUCGACAGCAUCGAAUAUGUUGCAGCACAUAUGAAAACCAAACAAGUUUCUAACGAUAAGGAUGAUGAUCAUGUUGAUUCUGAUGCGAAUGUGGACGCCGUACAGAUCGCGAUCGGCAAUCUCGGCAGGUGGCAAAUCAUCGUCUGUUUGGCCAUUUCUCUGGUCAAAUUUCCGGUAGCGUGGCAUCAAUUAGCAAUCGUUUUUAUGGCGCCUCAUCAAAGUUACAAUUGCACGGAGCCUGCUGCGGAUGAAUAUUCCAAGGAUCAAUGCAUGGUCCAUCUUAACGGUACGCUGAUAAAAUGCGCGGAAUGGAAGUACGAUAGAAAAAUAUUUCCCGAGACCAUCAUAUCACAGUGGAAUCUGGUCUGUGAUCGAACGCAUUAUGCGAACGUUCAACAGUCUAUUCUUAUGUUUGGAGUGCUUCUUGGUAACAUAAUCUUCGGCAGUUUAGCAGACAGAUUUGGCAGAAAAACGCCGCUGAUGGUUUCUGUUAUUCUCCAACUUUUAUCAGGUAUUGGAUGCGCCGUGGUACCUUGGUUUCACGCAUUAUUGCUGAUGAAAUUGUUAAGUGCCUUAGCUACUGGAGGUACAAUGGUCACUAGUUACGUUAUAUGUAUGGAAAUAGUAGGUACAAAAUGGCGUGCCGCUAUCACCGUUUUAUAUCAAAUUCCAUUCAGUUUAGGCCACAUGUCGCUAGCAGGACUCGCGUUUUGGUUUCGACAUUGGCAACAAUUACAGAUUGCCAUCACACUUCCAUCUAUUAUUCUUUUAAGUUAUUGGUGGAUAGUGCCUGAAUCACCUAGAUGGUUAUUAGCUAUGGGAAAACAAAGAAAAGCAUGCGAGAUAUUACAGGAAGCAGCCAAUACUAAUAAAGUGAAAAAUGUGGACAUUCCCGAAGUAGUUAGGAAACAUUGUCUGCACCAAAUUUUUAAGAGAUCUACGCUGGAUGACAAAGCUUCAUUUUUCAAUUUGUCUCGCACGCCAAAUAUGCGAGUGAAAUCGCUCUCUAUUUUCUUUAAUUGGAUCGUUUGCGGAAUGGGUUUGUUUGGCAUAUCACAAUACAUUGGCCAAGUUGGUGGCGAUAUUUUCAUUAAUUUCGCAGUAUCCGGUGCUAUACAGAUUCCUGGAAACUUUGUCGCAUGGUGGGCAAUGAACAGAUUGGGUCGACGGAUUACUCUGAUCUGCAGCAAUUCUAUAAGUGGCAUAGCCUGUCUAUUCUUAAUCAUCGUAUCAAACAAUAUGGCAUGGUUAAGAUUGCUUCUAGCGUGUCUCGGUAUUGUUGGCAUGUCGGUGUCGUUUACAACAGUCUAUCUUUUCUCUGGAGAAUUAUUUCCUACAGUCGUGAGAAACAUUGGAGUAGGUGCGAGCAGUAUGUGCGCUAGAGUAGGCUCUAUUGUAGCACCUUUCGUGGUAUCUCUGAAUUAUAUCGAAGCAUGGUUACCACCUACUAUAUUCGGAAUUUUACCAUUAAUUGGAGCUGCAUUAUGCCUAUUAUUGCCUGAAACUGCUGGAUGUACACUACCGGAAACGCUUCAAGAUGGCGAAGAAUUCGGAAAGAAACGUAAAACAAAAGAGAAACAUGGAGAUUUCGAAGCAGAGGGGACAUUCUAAAGAAAAACUGCCGUCAUAACGAUGUCUUGUAUAUUUCUACGUGCAAAGCAUACACGUGUGCACACGCAUACAUUAUCAAAUUGUAAUAACACGAAUGCUGUUGAUUAUGAUCCAUGUAUUCAAUCUCUUAUGCACAUAUUUAGAAGUUCUAUUUAUUUCAUUACUUUAUUAACAAAUUCUAAAAUCCUUCAUUUUAUCACAUUGCUAAUUCAUAUUUUUCAUGAUAUUAUUAUAUGAUAUAAUUUAAACUUGAUAUCUUAGAAAGUAUAUAAACAAUAAAAAAUAUUUUUAGAAA